AUGAACACUGCCCACAGGUUCCGGCAUGGCGUUUACAGCACCUUCUCAUGCGCUAUUCGAGGCUAUCUGGGGACUUUUAACAUUCGUCGUGUACAUUCAAUGAAUCCUAAACCCACGAUGUCUACGAUAAUUGAUAAGAUCAAGGUUAAGUCUCCGGUUGUCGAAUUAGAUGGAGAUGAAAUGACCCGAAUAAUUUGGCAGCAAAUCAAAGAAAAAUUUAUUUACCCAUAUCUAGAUGUCGAUUUGAAAUAUUAUGAUUUGGGCCUUUCGAAUAGGGAUCUGACAGAUGACCAAGUCACUCUCGACGCUGCUGAGGCUAUCAAGAAAUAUUCUGUUGGAAUUAAGUGCGCUACCAUCACCCCGGAUGAGGCAAGAGUCAAAGAAUUUAAACUUAAAAAGAUGUGGCUAUCCCCUAACGGCACGAUCCGAAAUGUACUAGGUGGAACUGUGUUUAGAGAACCUAUUUUGAUUCCUCGCAUCCCACGAUUAGUACAGGGCUGGGAAAAGCCAAUUAUAAUCGGUCGGCAUGCAUUUGGUGAUCAGUAUAAAGCCAAAGAUCUAGUUGUCAAGGGUAGUGGUGUUCUGAAAAUGGUUUUUACGCCCGAUGGUGGUGAACCGGAAGAAAUUGAGGUAUAUCGCUUUCAAGGUGGAGGAAUCGCACAUACACAAUAUAACACAGACGAGUCUAUCUCAGGAUUUGCGCAUGCUAGUUUUAAGCUUGCUCUGAACAGGUCUUUACCGCUCUAUCUGAGCACUAAGAAUACCAUACUCAAGAAAUAUGAUGGGCGUUUUAAAGAUAUCUUUCAAGAAAUUUAUGAAAGGGAAUAUAAAACCAAGUUUGAGGCCAAAGAGAUCUGGUACGAACAUAGACUCAUCGAUGAUAUGGUAGCACAAAUGAUGAAGAGUUCUGGAGGAUAUGUUAUGGCCCUUAAAAAUUACGAUGGUGAUGUUCAAUCCGACAUAGUUGCUCAAGGAUUUGGCUCCCUAGGUCUCAUGACUUCGGUGCUCAUCACACCCGAUGGGAAAACAUUCGAAUCAGAAGCUGCACAUGGAACUGUAACCCGGCACUAUCGCGAGCAUCAAAAUGGCAGAGAAACCUCCACAAAUCCCAUAGCAUCAAUUUUUGCCUGGACUCGCGGUCUUGUCCAGAGAGGUAAUCUUGACGAGACACCAGAAUUAGUUUCCUUCGCCAAUUUACUAGAGAAAGCUUGUAUCGAUACUGUGGAUUGCGAUGGCAUCAUGACGAAAGAUCUAGCUUUAGCAUGUGGAAAAGCUGCAAGGAUUGACCAUGUCACAACUUCAGAGUAUCUUGAGGCGGUAGAGAAGCGAUUGAGAAAAUCAUAUAAAUCUAAGAGUUAG
Messenger RNA from Blumeria graminis f. sp. triticale, 1359 nucleotides. The record is from the annotation of a GenBank genome assembly. NCBI's taxonomy places the organism in Eukaryota, Fungi, Ascomycota, Leotiomycetes, Helotiales, Erysiphaceae.